AUGACAGUAACGCAACCAGCUCCAAUAAAUGAAGUGGCCUCUGCCAAUGAUCUUUUCAAUCCACCAGACGUUCAGAAGAUCAUCGUGGAGCAUGUCAUUAAAAGUGAUAACUCAAUUUCUACAAAUCAAGGAACAAAACGACUUCGCCCAUUUUCAGGCAAACUUCCUAAGCCUCCUAAUGAAGUGGACUUCCAGACAUGGUCUCUCCAUGUAGAGCUUAUGAUUCAAGACAAAAUUCCAGUUGACAUGCAGCGACGUACAAUUUUAGAAAGUCUGCUUCCACCAGCCUCUGAUUUAAUCAGACAGCUAGGCCCACAUGCAGAUCCUUGCGAUUAUGUGAAACUUAUUGAUUCAGCAUAUGGAUUGGUUGAGGAUGGGGACGAAAUCUUCGCAAGGUUCCUCGGUACUCAUCAAAACACAGGAGAAAAAGCCUCAGAGUACCUGCAGCGAUUACAGGUGCUGAUUACUACUGCAACAAAGAGAGGUGGCAUUGAUAAAGCAGAUGCCAAUAAACAGUUACUGCGGCAGUUUCGGCGUGGGUGCUGGGAUCAGUCUCUCAUUCUGGCAUUGCAGUUAGGGCUUAAAACAGAAACGCCUCCUGAUUUUUCGGAAUUCCUGUUACAGGUGAGAACAGAGGAAGAUAGGAGAGCCGCAAAGCAUGAUCGCAUGCAACGGCAUUUAGGGACUACCAAGCCCAAAUCCUUUCUGAAUAUGCAGCUAGUGAAUGAAGCUCCUUGUUCUCAAGAUGCUAGUGCUAAUGUCCUGCAGACUAUCAUCACAGAAACUGAAGCAUUGCGGAAGCAGGUUGCAGAACUAAAAAUGCAGCUUACUAAAAAGAAGGAGCAAAGGCGACAGAGACAUGCUAACAAAACUCAAAAUCCAGCUCAAGAAAUCCCCUCAGCUAGGGUGGCAGAGGUUCAAGCUCAACAGACAGCACCAAAGCCCAGGCCAAAGUCAUGGUUCUGUUUUAAAUGUGGCAAUGAUGGGCAUCUAGCAAGACAGUGUGAAAAUCCCCCAAAUAAGCCUUUAGUGGAUCAGAAAUAUGAGGAACUGAAAGAAAAACAAGAUGAAUGGCAAACCAAAUAUGGGCAUUUAAACUGGAACGGGUCGCGGUGGAGGGACUGA
Messenger RNA from Megalobrama amblycephala (Wuchang bream), 1125 nucleotides. Its product is annotated as paraneoplastic antigen Ma1 homolog. The coding region runs from base 1 to 1125 and encodes 374 amino acids. NCBI's taxonomy places the organism in Eukaryota, Metazoa, Chordata, Actinopteri, Cypriniformes, Xenocyprididae. Gene Ontology annotation, molecular function: zinc ion binding; nucleic acid binding. The record is from RefSeq and is a predicted model, not a curated record. The transcript has a single exon.